AUGCCUUCCGAGACACCCCAGGCAAAAGAGGAGUCUGCAGGGUGCCCCCACGUCUCAAGGGCACCCUCGGGGAAAGGGAGCCUGGAGAAGGGGCCCCCCAGGGACAAGGAAGCCAAGGAGUGCCUGUGGAUCCGGCCUGAUGCCCCGAGCAGGUGCACCUGGCAGCUGGGCAGGCCUGUCUCUGACUCCCCGCAUCACCACGUGGCCCUGGGGCAGGGCCCAAGGAUCUCCCUGUUGAGGAGGGUCUUUUCCUCUCCCAUGAUUCAUCUCUGCCUCCCAGUGGCAAAGUGCGAGUUCUUCAAUGCGGGUGGGAGUGUGAAGGACCGCAUCGGUGUACGGAUGGUGGAGGACGCUGAGCGGGAUGGGACUCUGAAGCCUGGGGACACCAUCAUCGAGCCAACGUCCGGGAACACGGGGAUCGGGCUGGCUCUGGCUGCCGCUGUGAAGGGUUAUCGCUGUAUCAUCGUGAUGCCAGAGAAGAUGAGCACUGAGAAGGUGGAUGUCCUGCGGGCCCUGGGCGCCGAGAUCGUGAGGACGCCCAGCAACGCCAGGUUUGACUCUCCUGAGUCACACGUGGGGGUAGCGUGGCGGCUGAAGAAUGAGAUCCCCAAUUCCCACAUCCUAGACCAGUACCGCAACGCCAGCAACCCCCUGACCCACUAUGACAGCACCGCCGAGGAGCUCCUACAGCAGUGCGAUGGGAAGCUGGACAUGCUGGUGGCUUCAGUGGGCACAGGUGGCACCAUCACGGGCAUCGCCAGGAAGUUGAAGGAGAAGUGUCCCGGAUGCAGAAUCAUUGGGGUGGAUCCCGAAGGCUCCAUCCUCGCCGAGCCUGAGGAGCUGAACCAGACAGAGCUGACGGCCUACGAGGUGGAGGGGAUUGGCUAUGACUUCGUCCCCACGGUGCUGGACAGGACGGUGGUGGACAAGUGGUUCAAGAGCAAUGACAAGGAGUCCUUCGCCUUCGCCCGCAUGCUCAUCGCGCAGGAGGGGCUGCUGUGCGGUGGCAGCUCCGGCAGCGUGAUGGCAGUGGCCGUGAGGGCCGCCCAGGAGCUGCAGGAGGGUCAGCGCUGCGUGGUCAUUCUGCCUGACUCAGUGCGGAACUACAUGUCCAAGUUCCUGAGUGACAAGUGGAUGCUGCAGAAGGGCUUCAUGAAGGACGAUGACCUUACGGUGAAGAAGCCAUGGUGGUGGCACCUCCGAGUUCAGGAGCUGAGCUUGUCGGCUCCGCUGACCGUGCUGCCGACGGUCACUUGUGAGCACACCAUCGAGAUCCUCCGUGAGAAGGGCUUCGACCAGGCGCCUGUGGUCAAUGAGUCAGGGGUGGUCCUGGGGAUGGUGACACUUGGGAACAUGCUGUCAUCCCUGCUUGCUGGGAAGUUGCAUCCAUCAGACCAGGUCCACAAAGUCAUCUACAAGCAAUUCAAACAGAUUUGCCUGACGGACACGCUGGGCAAGCUCUCGCACAUCCUGGAGAUGGACCACUUCGCCCUGGUAGUCCACGAGCAGAUCCAGUACCAAAGCAAUGGGAAGUCCAGUAAGCGGCAGAUGGUGUUCGGGGUCGUCACCGCCAUUGACUUGCUGAACUUCGUGGCCACCCGGGAGCGGGACAGGAAGUGAAGCCUGGAAGUGCUGGGGCAGCGGUGGAGCCCACUCCCCACUCUUCCUGCCUGGGGGCCAUUCUCUUUUUCCUUUGUAAACACUAAACAAACCCAUGUGAUUUUUAAUUGCCUGACGCUGGGCAUCGCUUCAGCCCUGACAGGUAGCCAGGAGCAGGGUGAGGUACCUGGGGCCAGCAUGACUCUUACAGUUUUCCUUUCAUUAACUCUUGGCUACCUAGACGAAUCUUCCCGUCCCCCUUGGCACCCACUAAUCUUUCUGUUUCUAUGGAUUUACCAGUUCUGGACAUUUCAUAUAAAUGGAAUCACACAGUC
Galeopterus variegatus (Sunda flying lemur) is the source of this 1934-nucleotide messenger RNA. Its product is annotated as cystathionine beta-synthase. The transcript has 15 exons. Gene Ontology annotation, molecular function: cystathionine beta-synthase activity; cysteine synthase activity. NCBI's taxonomy places the organism in Eukaryota, Metazoa, Chordata, Mammalia, Dermoptera, Cynocephalidae. Gene Ontology annotation, cellular component: cytoplasm. The record is from RefSeq and is a predicted model, not a curated record. Bases 1 to 1620 code for a protein of 539 amino acids.